This is a messenger RNA of Pectinophora gossypiella (pink bollworm), 1621 nucleotides long. Its product is annotated as cytochrome P450 4g15-like. Gene Ontology annotation, molecular function: oxidoreductase activity, acting on paired donors, with incorporation or reduction of molecular oxygen; iron ion binding; heme binding. The transcript has 12 exons. Bases 137 to 1615 code for a protein of 492 amino acids. NCBI's taxonomy places the organism in Eukaryota, Metazoa, Arthropoda, Insecta, Lepidoptera, Gelechiidae. The record is from RefSeq and is a predicted model, not a curated record.
CGACAGAUUAACACGAUUUUUAUUUUAUUUAGUAAGUUUUUUUGUUUAACAUUUAUUGUACAUUGGAAGUUACGACCACAUGUAGUUCUGAUCAACCUGUUAAGGAUAGCGGGCUAAAAAACAUAAUACAGUGACGAUGUACCCUUGGUUACUGAUCGGCGCGGUUUCCGUGGUGGUGGCAUAUAGUUUCCGGGGCUGGGUGCGCACGCGCCUACGUUUGAUCAAGCUGGCGGCGCGCAUGCCCGGGCCGCCCGCCUGGCCGCUGCUCGGGAAUGCUCUCUUUUUCAUGGCCACUUCUGCAGAUUUACUAGAUGUUCUAUCAACGGCUGUAAAGCAAUAUGGAGAGUACGUUCGGUUCUGGGUGGGACCGGAACUCAUGGUGUGUGUCAAGAAUCCAGCUGAUAUCAGGUUAUUAUUAACAAGUAAUAAAAUAAAUAUAAAAGGGCCGUUCUAUGAGUUUAUGAAAGUAUUCAUCGGACCCGGAGUUUUGUCAGAAGGAGGCCCAGUAUGGCGCAACCACCGCAAGAUAGCGCACCCGUCGUAUAGUAAGAAGACAGUGCAGCGCUACGCCACAGUGUUCAACUCCUGCGCAGAAGACUUGGUGGCUGAUCUGAGGAAGAAGAACCCGGAUGUUACCUUCAAUGUCUACUGGGACGUAGUAAGAUUCACAACACAGUGCGUUUGUCAAACAAUUGUGGGUCUAUCUAAAGAAGAAACUGGAACUGUGAAAUCAAUGGACGAUAUUCUAAACGAGACACACAACAUGUAUGACUUCGUAUUCACCAACAUGACGCGCUGGUGGCUCCACAUACCAGUAGUCUACUGGCUCCUCGGCCGGAAAACGACUGAGCGGUACUACCUCAGACUCAUCGACGAGAUGACGUCAGACAUGCUAGCGAGGAGACGGAAAGCGCUCUCGGAGAAGACCCUGACUGAGGAAGAGUUGGGGGUGGUAGACCGGUUCAUACUCUCAGGGGAAUUGACGGACCAGGAGAUUAAAUGGGAGAUCAUGACUUUCUUUACUGCUAGUCAAGAAGCUUCAGCGAAAAUAGCUGCUGCCGCUCUUUUAAUUUUAGCUCAUUUACCUGAAUGGCAGGAGAAAGUUUACAAUGAGAUUGUGGAGGUGCUGGGAGAAGAUGGUUACGUGACCGGGGAGGAUGUGCGACGUCUGCAGUGCCUGGAUAUGGUGUACAAGGAAGCUAUCAGAUAUAUGCCCAUCGCAGCCUUCAUACAAAGGACUGUGGAGGAAGAGAUCACAAUUAAAAAUGGAGACAUCACUCUACCAGCUGGCGUGACGGUGGUAAUACCGAUUCAUCCCCUCCAUCGCGACCCUAAGUACUGGGAUGAGCCGGACUUAGUGAAGCCGGAGAGAUUUCUGCCAGAGAACGUGCGCAAGCGCGAUCCUAACGCUUACGUGCCUUUUAGUCUAGGCGCCAUGGAUUGUAUAGGUCGUAUCUUCGCGGAGUCCAUGAUAAAGAUAAUGGUGGUGCAUGUGGUGAGACACACGCGGCUGGUGGCGGCUGGCAGCAUGGAGGCUCUGCCCCUCCACGUCGCCAUCUCCGUUCGUUCCGCACACGGGUACAACCUUAGAGCCAUACCGCGGGGGCAUAGUUAAUAAUAA